Molecule: messenger RNA, 1665 nt
Organism: Penicillium macrosclerotiorum
Lineage: Eukaryota; Fungi; Ascomycota; Eurotiomycetes; Eurotiales; Aspergillaceae
Product: putative alpha/beta hydrolase
Exons: 1
Coding region: 1-1665 (554 amino acids)
Source: RefSeq, a predicted model, not a curated record
AUGCCUACUCCCGGCCUUCUCUAUGUGACCAUGCAGCCCAAGGGCUCGCUGCCGGACACGCAAUUUCAUGACUGGUACAACACUGAGCAUGGCCCACUGCGUCUCCGUCUUCCCUUCGUCACCAAUGGCUUCCGCUUCCGUGCAACCGACGGCGAACAGCCCGAGUACGUGGCGCUGUACGAUAUCACCGACAUGGACGAAUUGACCCGCAAGACCUACCUAGAUCUCCGCACCGACCUCAUCAAGACUCAGCGAGAGAAGAAUACUAUGGCGCAGAUUGACGUGGGGCGUCUGCUAUACGACCUGGUGGAUGAGCGAAGCUCCCCGGACUUCCGCCCGCUCGAGGAUCGAGCCGACACCGAUGCCGAGACCCGCGGGAGCGUCCUCGUCGCAGUGACCACUGCCACCCACCCCGACCCCGAGAAGCAGGCCGAGCAUGACCGCUGGUACCGCGAGGAACACUUUGAGAUGCUCUCGCGUGUGCCCGGCUGGCGCCGCAGCCGUCUUUUCGUAACGGCCGCCAUUGACUCCGCUGCUCCGCGGGAGUGCCUGGCACUCCAUGAGUAUGCCCCCGUCAAUGGACUGGGCGGCGAGGUGCACCAGGCCGCCAUGAACACCCCCUGGCGUCAGCGUCUUCAGGAGACCGUCGUCACUUCCAAGAGACGCCGGGUCUACCAGUGGUAUUACACCUUUGGCCCGGCCCCGCGUGAGCUCUCGUCCCUAGCCCAACCCGAUUGUCUUGGGCCUUGGUCGUCGAACGAUGGCCGCACCCGCACCCUUCCAUCCACCACCACCCGCCCGGCGGUUGAGUCGUUUGUAACCACCAAGGACGGCGUCGAGAUCCCCUACCGCUUGGAAGGUAGCACCGACCCCCACGCUCCCGUGGUGGUGCUCAGCAACUCCAUUCUGGUCAACUGGAACAUCUGGGAUCGCUUCGUCGACUCUUUCUUUGCUCGCCCGCAGAAUCAGCGCUAUCGCGUGCUCCGCUACCUGACCCGCGGCCGUCGCGCGGCCAGCGGCGAGCAGCCCGUCAACAUCGACCUGCUGGCCUCCGACCUGGUCACCCUCCUGGAUGCACUCCGGGUGCCGCCCAAGGACGCCCGCUUGAUCGGUGUCAGUCUGGGUGGUGUGACUGUGCUCAACACCGCGCUCCUCUUCCCGGAGCGGAUUGCCGCUUUCAUCGCCUGCGACACCAACUCAUCCGCCCCCGAGUCCAACCGCAAGGCCUGGGCUGACCGGGUGUCGAUGGCUGAGCAGGAGGGUUCGACUGACCCGACGACCCAGGAGCCCAUUGUGGGCGAGCAGCUGGCCGAGAUCACGACCCGACGCUGGUUCGUCCCGGAGUCGUACGAGACCCAGCCCGAGGUCCUGGCGCCGGUCAAAGAGGCCGUGCGCACCAACAGCCUGAAGGGCUUCGCCCACAGCGUCCAGGCACUCUGUGCCUACGACAUCCGCGAGCGCAUGGCGGCGGCCACCGUGCCGGGUCUGUUCGUGGCCGGCGCUAACGAUGGUGUCCUACCUCAGACAAUGCAGAAGAUGGCGGCAGACCUGGCCGGUGAUGCGGAGCUGAAGAUCAUUGACAAGGCUGGUCACUUGCCGAUGGUGGAGCAGCCCGAGGCCUUCGCGGAGGUUGUCACUGAGUUCCUGGGUAAGAUUGAUGGUUAA